AUGUUGGUAGACCUGAUAAAGAAGACUAACGCAUCACUAAAGGAAGAUUUUCAAGAAAAUAGAGAAGAAGGACGAAUAUUCCAAGAAUCGUUAGUGAAGAGUUUACAAGAAACAAGAGAAUCGUUAGAGAAGCGUUUACAAGAAACUAACGCAUCGUUGGAGCAGGGUUUACGAGAAACAAGAGAAUCACUAAAGGUUUUACAAGAAAAUAACACAUCAUUAAAGGAAGAGUUACAAGAAACUAACGCAUCGUUGGAGAAGGGUUUACGAGAAACAAGAGAAUCACUAAAGGUUUUACAAGAAAAUAACACAUCAUCAAAGGAAGAGUUACAAGAAACUAUAGCACAAGAAAUCAAAACAUCACAGAUGAAGAUGGAAUGUAAUCUAAAGGAGGAAAUACAGGAGCUACAAGAACAGUGGAAAAUGGAUAUCAACGAGAGAGAGAAUAAGCUGCAGGAGAGCAUAGACCAAGUCCAGGGAGACGUGGAGAAGGUGGAAGAAAAGUCAACAAAACAGAUAGAAGACGAUAUUAAAGAAACGAAGGCCGAGUUGGGAGAAAGAAUCAACGAAGUGGAAACAAAUUGCAAUCAUCGAAUCGCCGAGGUGACGCAGAUGCAGAAACAAUGCAACGAGGCGGUUAAGGGGAUAGGAGAUAGGCAAAACCAACUAGCUGUCAAUCUGAGAAAUGCGGUAGCCAUGCAGCGAGAAGAGGAUGACCGGUGGGUUGCAAUCGAAGGUGGGGCCUUCACUUGUGGAAUCAAGAGGAAGAAAGGGGCUACUAAUAAUGAUCAGUUUGAAGGAGGAUUCUUGAAGAAAUGCUGGUCCAGAAAUCAUCAGUGUGCAGCGCUGGAGGACACACUACGAUGCAAACCACUUAGUAAUUGGAAAGGAACGUAG
Molecule: messenger RNA, 897 nt
Organism: Schistocerca nitens (vagrant locust)
Lineage: Eukaryota; Metazoa; Arthropoda; Insecta; Orthoptera; Acrididae
Product: putative leucine-rich repeat-containing protein DDB_G0290503
Exons: 1
Coding region: 1-897 (298 amino acids)
Source: RefSeq, a predicted model, not a curated record